AUGAAUUUCUCAGCAUUCGGUGGCCCGUUUUCGGGCAUCCAUCAGUUUGCGGCCAAAUUUGGCAGCAAUGAUGGUGCGUUUACCAGCACAAACACUCCCGGAAAUGGGACGACGGCCGCCAAUGGAGUUGGGCUGGGUGCUGCCACCGGUAAUGGGGUAGGCAGCGGUGUGGCAUCGGCAGGUGGUAAUAUUGGACAACAGCAGGACCUGAACCGAUAUCAUGGUGCUACGAAUGGAAACCAUUUCAAUCAGAACACUACCUCAAUGGUUAAUACACCGAUGUCUUACGGGCAAAACAUGACACAUCCUUACGGGGGCGCAAAUCAGCAAACUACCAACGAUCACACUUUCGGCAACGGUACCGCCUCGAUGGGCAACGAUCACCAGACGAAGGUCACCAAAGGUGGCAACGUGCUGAAGGUGGAUCGUGACGAUAUGAUCAACCAACAGAUCCUACAGAACGUUAACCAAUCCUGGCAAACACUAACCAACCCAUCGAAUACGGUCGAUUACUCUUCGCACCUGCUGUCGGCCACGCUGCCAAUAUCCAUACAACACCUCCUGAAGUACUCCGAAACGAUCAAGAAAGAACCGAACAGUGGGUCUGUCGCCGGUUCUGGACUCAACUCACCCGGGCCGCUCAGCGGUUUGAUCGGUGUGGAAACGAACGCUUUCAAUGUGCAGAAGGACUUGCUGAGCCUGAAGAACGGUUCGAAUCUUAAUCUAGCGCUCGGCAAUGUGGCGGUCAGCGCAGCCGCCGCAAGCCUUGGCCUAAACCAUCAACACCUGAUGCAGCAUCAUCAGCAGCAGCAACAACAUGCCGCCAACGCUCACCACGCGGACAAUGGGUUCGUUGGCCAGCAGCAACAAACGUCACUGGCCAUGGCAAAUGGUGGCCAAAAUGUGGUCAGUUCCGAUGCGCACAAUUCGAGCAGCAGUACGAUAAACGGUGGUGCUGGCGCCAAUGGAGAUGAAGUGGUCGGAUCUACCCCGGCAACGGGAGCCGGCAACGGCAAAACUAAAACGAAAAAGCAAAAGAAACGUAAACCACCGAAGGAAAAGAAACCACGCCCGAAGCCGGGCCAGAUACGGGAAACGAAGGCACUCGAUGGUUCGCCACUGUUUUGCUGUCCCGAGUGCCAAAUGGCGUACCCCGAGCGGGGCUUGAUCGAGCAGCACGUAAUCUCGCACGCGGUCGAACGUCGUUUCGUCUGUGACAUCUGUAACGCUGCGCUGAAGCGCAAGGAUCACCUCACACGGCACAAACUGUCGCACAUUCCCGAUCGUCCACAUAUUUGCAGUAUUUGUCUGAAAUCCUUCAAACGCAAGGAACAGUUAACACUACACAUCGUUAUACACACGGGAGAGAAGAAGCACAUUUGUGGCGAGUGUGGUAAAGGAUUCUACCGUAAGGAUCACCUCCGUAAGCACACCCGUUCCCACAUAGCACGGCGUGUAAAGUCUGAAAUGUCCGCUUCGAAUGGUACCGGCAGUGGUAACGGUUCGGCGAAUGUUAACGCUGCGCAAAACAAUAGCACCCUGGCCGGUUCACUGAUGGCGACCAAUAUGCAAGGUGCACCGGUAACGGCCUCCUGA
Anopheles marshallii is the source of this 1596-nucleotide messenger RNA. RefSeq names its product zinc finger and SCAN domain-containing protein 25 (gene l(3)neo38). The transcript has 4 exons. The record is from RefSeq and is a predicted model, not a curated record. Lineage: Eukaryota; Metazoa; Arthropoda; Insecta; Diptera; Culicidae. Gene Ontology annotation, biological process: regulation of DNA-templated transcription. Bases 1 to 1596 code for a protein of 531 amino acids. Gene Ontology annotation, molecular function: DNA-binding transcription factor activity, RNA polymerase II-specific; RNA polymerase II cis-regulatory region sequence-specific DNA binding.